AUGAUCAUCACACAAUGUUCUGACCUUAUGAAUAGAAAUGAAAGUGCCCUUGAGGUGUACUUGCAAGCCUCAGUACGUAACAGGACGGCUGUCUCUCAUUUCGAAUCGCGAGGCUCGUGCUUCAUCUGCCAGCGGAUAUUACAUAACACAUUCUCCUACACAAAGCCUCUACUUAUAUCACCACCAAACAUGAAUACUCCAUACGCCCCACAGAUCUUAAGUAAUGAAUGUCGAGACAAGCAAAGCUACCAUAAUUCAGCUCCAUGUCGGAAUAUAGUUACUGAGUUGAAAGUAGUCAAUCCGAACCACAUCUACGCUGUUGAUAUGUUCCUGACGACAGAGCGGUUAUAUGAAGUCCUUCGGACAGUGAACGCUUACGAUAGCAGUAUCCUCAUUAACUUCCCUGAGACAAAUUACUACAUACUACCGGAAACUCUACGCACGAUUCCCCAGGUGAUCAAUAACAAGAAGUUUGGCAAGAAUCUUGAACGGAUGCAAAUAUGA
Molecule: messenger RNA, 504 nt
Organism: Lobosporangium transversale
Lineage: Eukaryota; Fungi; Mortierellomycota; Mortierellomycetes; Mortierellales; Mortierellaceae
Exons: 4
Coding region: 1-504 (167 amino acids)
Source: RefSeq, a predicted model, not a curated record